Molecule: messenger RNA, 1659 nt
Organism: Triticum turgidum subsp. durum (durum wheat)
Lineage: Eukaryota; Viridiplantae; Streptophyta; Magnoliopsida; Poales; Poaceae
Source: the annotation of a GenBank genome assembly
AUGGCCGAGAUUGACACGAGGCCCCUAGAAUCCGUGCAGUCUGCCUUGAAUCUCUUCGAGCAGAGAAGUGAUCACAGCAGGUUCAGCAGCCCUGACAGAAACGGGCAGGAGAUUGACGUCGUGACCAAGGAGCUGGCGACGUGCAAGCUGCAGCUGGAGGCCAAGGAGAGCGAGAGCAAGCAGGCGAACAUGAAGCUGGAGGCCAUGCGCAAGUCCAUGCAGGAGCUGUCGGAGAAGUACGACCGGGCGUGCCUGGACGCGCACCGCCGCAUCACCGAGCUCGAGGCCGACAACGUCGCCAUCACCACCAGGCAGUCCCAGGCGGCGGCCGAGUGCGAGGCGCUCCGCGACGAGCUGGACGUCGCGGUGGGCGAGCUCCACGCCGUGAGGCGCGCCAACGCCUACGUGCUCGGGGAGGUGGAGUCGAUGGAGACGCGGCGGAUCCUGGAGCGGGAGAGCGCGCGGGACGGGCUGAUGCGCGUGCUGGAGCUCAACGAGGCCGUGCUGGAGUCGGCCGUCGCGGCCAUCAGGGCGGAGGAGGAGCGGUCCGUCUACUUCCAGGAGGUCACGCUCGAGCUGUUCAGCUCUGACAAGAACCUGAAGACCAUCAGGAAGCAGAAGGGGGCGAUGGAGAGCAUGGAGGGGGAGCUGCUGGCGAAGACCAUCGAGGUCGAGUGUCUGCGGUCUGAGCUCAUGCAGCUCAAGGAGCUUUACGUCUCGGUGUCAGAACGGGUCAUGGUUUCGGCCUCGACGACGGUGCGCCAUGCCGACGGCGAUGCUGAGGCAAACCCUGCGGACACCGGUCGGUCCUGUGAUGACGACCACGUCGACGUCAAUGCUGGCAAGUCUGACGAUGGCAAGGGAAGCCAAGAACCACGAGGAGAAGUCGCUGAUCUUGUCAAUGGCUGUCCAGAAGUUGCUGAAGCCUAUUUUGACAUUGAAUUGCCGAGGGAGGACUGUCCAAACAUUCAAUCUGGUGACGGGAAUGUCAACGUUGCAACGUCUGCUGAUGUCGUGCAAGUUCAGGCAGGACUGAAAAGGAGGGUUCGUUUCAUGCCUGAAAGCCCGAUGGAGGAUUUCAGGAGCGUGAACUCUGAGUGUUGCAAGUUCAUGGACGCCGGCAUCGGCAUGCCUGAAAACCUGGCAGCAAAGAGAGUCUCAGAGUCAGAGGCUGCAGGUGCGGGCUUUGUCUCCGAGAUCGUGGAGGUGGAUUCCAAAGAGGCCGAUGGCGAUGGCGAGUUGCACAAGAAGGAGGUCGGGGACGUCGACAGGCUCGCCGGCGGGUACGUGCUCGUCGCGAAGGAGGCCGACGGCGGGUCUCUCAAGGACGAGAAGCUGAGCGCGGCGCGGGCAGAGAUCAGCGACCUGAAGUUCAGCCUGGAGGAGGCGGUGAGACGGGCCGAGCUGGCGGAGGAGGCCAAGGCGGCGCUGGAGAGGGAGCUGCGGGAGGAGAUCCAGCUGAAGCAGCGGACACCGCGGCCACGCGCUCCGGUGGAGGACGGUCGGCUAAGGCGCGUGGAGAGCACCCCGGCCGCGCCUUCCUGGCGGCGGCCGACGCCGUCCCAGGCACCAGGAGGCGGGAAGAGAGGCGGCGCCAGGCCGCCUGCGUCGCCGGGCUGCCUCACCCUGGGGAAGGCGCUGAACAUGAAGUACAACUGA